AUGGAUCUCUCUGCUUAUCCAUCUUCUGGGUCGCUUGCCACCAGCGCAUCAGCUUCUAGUCAUUUGCUAACUGCUGGGGCUGGUGACUCACGUGUUUACCUCGUAGACGUAGAGCGAGCCUGCAGCCUUCGUCACGACCCAGCCAUUUCCGGCAGUGGCGUCAAUGCCGGUUCACUUUCAUGUCACCCGGCUAGUGUGAUCCGCUCGAUGACUGGGCAUUCGGCUGCCAUUUACAGCUUGUCCGUUUGGGCACCGGGAUCACUUUUCGUUUCAGGUAGCGCGGAUGCCACUGCACGUCUCUGGGAUGUGCGCGCACCUGCACCAGUUCUGAUAGUGCCCUCUUACUCUGGCUCACAAGGUACACCUAAUAUACGCAUUCUGUGA
Messenger RNA from Protopolystoma xenopodis, 384 nucleotides. NCBI's taxonomy places the organism in Eukaryota, Metazoa, Platyhelminthes, Monogenea, Polystomatidea, Polystomatidae. The record is from the annotation of a GenBank genome assembly.